AUGGCCGCUCCCUCCAAGUAUGACGACUACGAUUUCCCGACAACCGCCCCAGAGCCCCAAUCCGGCCACCCUGGUCACACAACCCCAGAGCAGAAUACUGCUGUGGAUCAGCUGCGAUCGGAGCUUGAGCAGUUGGGUUACACCGAGAGAUUGGACACUCUGACUCUGUUGCGGUUCCUGAGAGCCCGGAAGUUUGACAUUCAGGCGGCGAAGACUAUGUUCGUCGACUGUGAGAAAUGGCGGAAAGAGUUUGGAACCGAUGAUCUUGCUCGCGACUUCAGCUAUGUUGAGAAGCCGAAGGUUUUCGAGUACUACCCUCAGUACUAUCACAAGACGGACAAGGAUGGCCGUCCCGUCUACAUCGAAAAGUUGGGCAAGAUUGACCUCAAUGCCAUGUACAAGAUCACCACCGCCGAGCGGAUGCUGCAGAACCUGGUCUGCGAAUACGAAAAGCUCUCCGACCCCCGUCUCCCCGCCUGCUCGCGUAAGGCCGGCAGUCUGAUGGAAACCUGCUGCACAAUCAUGGACCUCAAGGGCGUCGGCGUCACCAACAUCCCCUCCGUCUACGGAUACGUGAAACAAGCCUCCAACAUCUCGCAAAACUACUACCCCGAGCGUCUGGGUAAGCUGUACUUGAUCAACGCGCCCUGGGGAUUCGGCGCCGCCUUCAACGUUGUCAAGGGCUUCCUCGACCCCGUCACUGUCAACAAGAUCCACGUUUUGGGCUCCGGCUACAAGAAGGAACUCUUGGCGCAGGUUCCUGCCGAGAACCUCCCCGCUGAGUUUGGUGGCACCUGCAGCUGCGCUGGUGGCUGUGAAUUGAGCGAUAUGGGUCCUUGGCAAGAAGCUGAGUGGACCAAGACACCCAAGUGGGCGGCUCCUAAGGCAGAGCCGGCUCCGCAAAAGGAGGGUGAGGAACAGGCUCCCCAAGCUUAA
Molecule: messenger RNA, 936 nt
Organism: Aspergillus glaucus CBS 516.65
Lineage: Eukaryota; Fungi; Ascomycota; Eurotiomycetes; Eurotiales; Aspergillaceae
Product: SEC14 family lipid-binding protein
Exons: 3
Coding region: 1-936 (311 amino acids)
Source: RefSeq, a predicted model, not a curated record